AUGACGGAUCGGAAUAAUAUUUUAAAAAGAAAUAGAGAAUAUAUCAAAGCUAAGAAUAAAAUAAAGACUCAAGUUGAAAAUAACAGAUUACAACAUCUCGCAUUAACGGAAAAUCUACAGACUCUAUUUCAACCAAUAUUAAAAAGUCAAGAAGAUUUUAAAAAGAUACUCGCUAUAGAACCUUUACCCCAUAAAGAUCCACUGAAUGAAUAUGGAGGUAUUAAGACAAUACGUUAUUUUUCAAACCCCGACCUAGAUUUACCAAAGAGAUUUUCACCAAUCGUUGAUGAUGAGGGUAUAACGUUUUUAUCCGACAACAACGAGGAACUAGUUAAUAGAUUACGAGUAAUAUUAGCGGCCAUGAAGGAAGGUCAUCGAUCGGACAGACAAUACAACGAAGUCAAUGGCAUAUUAAAACGACUUUUGGAGAAAAAAAGCAUCACUAAAAAAGACUAUAUAAAAAUGUCCAAUAAAGAGCAAUUGUUCAUUAUCACCUCGAAUAAACCAGACAUCAAAUUGUCGCUGGACUACGAGUAUGAACUCGAUCGCAAUAAACAGUACGAACUGGGAUUAAAGUAUUUCUCCGUUUACAAUUCCAUUAGAAAUAUCAACGAAAACAACAAUCAACUAAAAAUAUCGACGGAUAACAGAGUUACGUUCAGAACCAUAAGCUUACUACCGGGAAGCUACGAAUACGUAGCCAUCAACGAUUACCUAUCCGAAUACGCAGGAAGCGUGAGCGGUAAAAACAAUAUCGAAUUCGAAGGCAAUUUGAAAUCAAAGACGGUAAAAACAGGUUCAUAG
Molecule: messenger RNA, 804 nt
Organism: Lottia gigantea (owl limpet)
Lineage: Eukaryota; Metazoa; Mollusca; Gastropoda; Lottiidae
Exons: 2
Coding region: 1-804 (267 amino acids)
Source: RefSeq, a predicted model, not a curated record